AUGGAAGUCAUCACAUGUCUCACCAUGAAAACCAUCAUAAGUCUCAUCAUGGAGGCCAUCACAUGUCUCAUCAUGGAAGCCAUCAUAUGUCACAUAAUGGAGGUCAUCACAUGUCUAAUCAUGGAGGCCAUCAUAUGUCUCAUCAUGGAAGCCAUGGCACAUCUCAUCAUGGAGGCCAUCACAUGUCCCAUCAUGGAGUUUCCAAUACAUCCCAUCAUGGGGGUCAUUCCAUGUCCCACCAUGGAAGUUCUCAUCACAAAAAUCACCAUAAAUCUCACCAUGGAAUUUCUCAAAAGUCUCAUCAUGGUGGUCACCACAAAAAAGAACAGCUCUGGGCUUCACAGUAGUUUCAAGGCUGAUGGUCUGUUUGAUGUAAACGAGAAGGAAAUCAUGCAACUUUUGAAUGAGCGCCUAUCGUCCUAUCUCGGUGAGGUCCGCACUCUGGAAAUGGAAAAUGCUCAACUGGAAAGGAAGAUUUGUCAAUGGUAUGAAAACAAUCCUCCAAAAACCCCUCCUGAUGGCACUGAAUACUUCAAGAUAAUUGAUAAACUUCAGGACGAGAUUAUAGAAGCUACCCUGGAAAAUGCAAAUAUUAUGCUUGAGAUUGACAAUGCCAGGUUGGCCGCUGCUGACUACAGGAGCAAGUAUGAGCAGGAGCUUGCUCAGAGUAACAAUAUGGUGGUGGAUAUGAAUAAUCUUGGAAGAGUUUUGGAAGCAUUAAGUGGAGAGAAUAAUGAUCUAGAGAUGCAUGUCCAAAGCCUUCAGGGAGAAGUGAACAACCUGAAGAGCAACAGUGAGGAGGAGAUAGAAUCUCUUCUCUCCCAGUUGGGUGCCAGAAUUAAUGUGGAAAUGAAUGCAGCUCCAUCCAUUGACUUAAAUGAAGCUUUGUCUGAGAUCCGGGAGGAAUAUGAAACUCUUAUGCAACAAAAUCUUAAAGAAGCAGAAGACAUGUUUCUCGAAAUGAGUCAGGAGCUGAGCCGUGAGGUUGCUUCAAGUUCCGAACAACUCCAGUCUAUUGGAACUGAGCUCAUCGAAAUGAAGCGUUGUGUUCAGGCGCUUGAAAUUGAGCUACAAAGUGAACUGAGUCUGAAAUCUGCACUGGAGGGCACGUUGGCCGAAACUGAAGCUGCUUUUGGAUCAAAGCUUGCCGAAUUACAGUGCUUGAUCAAUAAUAUGGAAGCAGAUCUUGCUUCAAUCCUAUCUAAUCUGGAACGUCAGAACUAUGAGUACAAGGUUCUUAUGGACCAGAAGACCCACCUGGAGAUGGAGAUCGCUACAUACAAGCGCUUGCUGGAUGGCCAUGAUAUUGAUAUCUCCACGCAUGACAUGUCACAUGGGAAACACGGUCACCACACUGGGAGCUACCACCACCUAAAACACCACGGAGGAAAACACCAUUCCUCUGGUAACCACCACGGAGGACACCAUCAUGAAAGUCACCAUUUUGGAGGUCACCACCACGGAGGACACCAUCAUGAAAGUCACCAUUUUGGAGGUCACCACCACGGAGGACACCAGCAUGAUGGUCACCAUUUUGGAGGUCACCACCAUGGAGGACACCAGCAUGAUAGUCACCAUUUUGGAGGUCAACACCAUGGAGGUCAUCAUUCCUCUGGACACCAAAGUGGAGGACAUCACUCUUCAAGUCAUGAAAAGUGUUAG
Hyla sarda is the source of this 1662-nucleotide messenger RNA. RefSeq names its product keratin, type I cytoskeletal 19-like. Gene Ontology annotation, molecular function: structural molecule activity. The coding region runs from base 1 to 1662 and encodes 553 amino acids. The transcript has 9 exons. The record is from RefSeq and is a predicted model, not a curated record. Lineage: Eukaryota; Metazoa; Chordata; Amphibia; Anura; Hylidae.